AUGGUCCCUGACAUGGACAUGAAAUAGGUGCUAUGCUUUUGGUUUGGUGUUCGUCUGUUACCUCCCUCUUCUUCAGCUCCCCUGUUCCCACUCAUGAUGGCUCUCGUACCAUGGACUAAUUAAAUUUUCUCCUAUGGCAGCUCCCUAGUGAAAUGGAGGGCAAGAAGGAUGUUAUUAGGAUCGCAUAUAUUCCCAACGUACCAGAAAUGGCACAUCUUGGUGGAGUUCCCCAAGUGUCAUUUGCUGAUGAAAACUACGACAAGCAUAUUUCAAUCGCAUCUAGUAUCUCGACUGGAGUCCUAGACGAGGCCGUCCUCAUGGCCAUCAACAAGAAGGCUACUCCAAAAAUUAUGCGUCUCAACAACAUCAAGGCCAAGAACAGCGAGAUGAUCCAAAAAUCCAACAACCUGUACUCUUCCAACUCUCUCAAGCGAACUCAGUCCCAGAGAAGAACCGCUGAGGCCAGGAGGCUUGAAACCGGAGCACAGGCGGAGGCAGGUAGAAAGGAAGAGGUCCCCGAGACAUUUUUUACAGAGGGUCAGGCGUGCGAAGGUUACGACGCAAAAAAUCGACAGAAGGAGCAACAACAGUAUACACCAACAGUGAUGGUAACGGCACCCUCGACGCGUUCCUCGGCUCAGUCCAUGGCGUCCGGCAAACGUAAACCUAGGCCGCCAAACAUGGUCUUGGAACCCCGCCCUCUUCACCCAAGCUAUCAUGUUAGUCCGACUUCAUCAUCGCCUGCACCCAAAUCCGAAUCUGGCCAUGCGAUGCCCACCAUGAUGUCCGAACCCAUUCUGGCAAGAGGAUCCUCGACGCCAUCUACACCUGCGCCGACCGCACUGGUUUCGCUACUGGCAUCAUCCCCGUCCACGUCUUACGUCGCUUCACCUUCGUCCCCACCACCGCCACCAGCAUCAGCCCCAGCAUCAGCCCCAGUAUCAGCCCCAGCAAGGCUCGUCCCGCCACCUAAGAGCUACACUCUCGAUCGAUCGGAUCACCAAGCCGAGACCCUUGAAGGCAAUGGUCAAUUGGAUCCAUGGAUCGCCAGUAUCAUGGCCCGGCACUUUGAUUACAUGGACAGCGAGUUUAGCGGGGAUUAUGGCAACGGUGGGAGGUACGCGACCGGCGGUCGACCAUUGGCAGCAGUAAGGAACUCGACGUUCUCAACGUAUUCGGAUGCAAGAUCGACAAUGACGCGAGGGGAUGGAGAGGAGAUUAUGAUCUUUUGGGAUGGCCAUCGGGGCUCGAGGGCGUCUACUAUGUAUGGGAAUUGAAUGGAAGGCAUUUGAACGAGAGAUAUCCACUGUACAGAAACCGACCUUUGGCACACAACACUACACGACGCUGGACGUUUGGAAGAAUCCUCCUACGGCAGCUGAGGAAAUCGUGGUAGAUCGCGAGAAGUAGCGGUGAACAAUAUUUUAGCAUUCGCACAAUUUAUGAUACCCACUCCAUCCAACUUGCAUUUCGCCCUUCUACGCACUUUUUAAACAGCCAACCAGUAAUAAAAAAUAAAACAUAAAAAAGACAUUGUAAC
Messenger RNA from Gamsiella multidivaricata, 1540 nucleotides. RefSeq lists its product as uncharacterized. Lineage: Eukaryota; Fungi; Mortierellomycota; Mortierellomycetes; Mortierellales; Mortierellaceae. The transcript has 2 exons. The coding region runs from base 153 to 1277 and encodes 374 amino acids. The record is from RefSeq and is a predicted model, not a curated record.